AUGCACUACAAUAGCUCCCACAAAAUACUUCUCGUUGGAGAGGGCAACUUCUCCUUCUCGGUUUGCUUAGCCACCGCCCUCGGCUCGGGUGACAACAUCGUCGCCACGUCCCUCGACUCCAAAAAGACACUUUUGAGGAAGUACGGGGACGAAAUCGAGACGACUUUGGAAGAGUUGGAGGAGGAAGGUUGCAUUGUGAUGCAUGGAGUGAAUGUAAGAACGAUGAGCCAACAUCCUCUUUUGCGCAAUGAGUUAUUUGAUCGCAUUGUGUUCAAUUUCCCACAUGCUGGCUUCACAUACUCAGAAAUUGAACCCAAGCAAAUCAAACUCCACCAGAAUCUAGUGAGAUGUUUUGUGAGGAAUGCAGUGGAAAUGGUGUCUGAAAAUGGUGAAAUUCACAUCACCCACAAGACUUCACAUCCAUUCAGUGAAUGGGAGAUUGUGGAAAUUGCAGAAGAAGAGGGUUUGUUUUUGAAAGAAGAAGCAGAGUUCAGCAAAUGGGAUUAUCCAGGUUAUAUCAAUAAGAAAGGCGAUGGGCCUUAUUGCAACCGCACUUUCCCUGUGGGAUGUUGCUGCACUUUCAAGUUUGCAAAAGCACUUCCCAAAGAUAAGCACAACAAGGUUUCAAACUCCUUGGCUGCUGAAUUUGCACACCUCACAAUGUAA
Molecule: messenger RNA, 666 nt
Organism: Momordica charantia (bitter melon)
Lineage: Eukaryota; Viridiplantae; Streptophyta; Magnoliopsida; Cucurbitales; Cucurbitaceae
Source: RefSeq, a predicted model, not a curated record